AGCUGGGAGCCGUCUCCAGGCCCCGUCCCGAGCCUGAGGUGGGACGGAGGCCGGAGGAUCCCGAGCCUGUCCGGUGCCAAGGAUGUUCCCGCAGAACCGGCCCCCGGCCCAUCUCCAGGCACCCUCUGCUGCUUCGGGAGCUGCUGUCGCUGCCAGUGCCAUCCCCAGUACCCCCCAGUCCCUCAAACUGACUUACCCAGAGACCUUGGAUCGCAUCAAGGAGGAAUUCCAGUUCCUGCAGAACCAAUACCACAGGUGGUUUUCUUGGCUUGUGCUGAGAGAUUGGAUUGAAGCUGAGAGCAGGAGGCUGAAGCAUGUGGUGCGCUGGGAGGGCUCAAUGCUCUGUCCAGCCAGGGAGAUCCUGUCAGUGGGGGGACCAGGGGGGUCGUUCCCUCUCCCUUCCUCUCCUCUUUAUUUUUACAGCUUGAAGUUAGAAUGCGAAAAGCUGGCAACAGAAAAAACAGAAAUCCAGCGUCAUUAUGUCAUGUACUAUGAGAUGUCCUAUGGCCUGAACAUUGAGAUGCACAAACAGACAGAGAUCGCCAAGCGGCUCAACGUGAUCUGUGCUCAGCUCAUCCCGUUCCUGUCUCAGGAGCACCAGCAGCAAGUGGUCCAGGCUGUGGAGCGUGCGAAGCAGGUGACUAUGACCGACCUGAACGUGGCAAUUGGGCACCAGCUCCAGACGCAGCACCUCUCGCACCACACUCCCCCCAUCCCGCUGACCCCCCACCCCUCUGGGUUGCAGCCCACUGGCCUUGCUGGCAUCAGCAGUGCCUCAGGGCUGCUGGCGCUCUCAGGGGCACUGGGGGCCCAGGCCCAGCUCCUCACCAAGGAUGACCGAGGAGUCCCUGACACGGAGCCCAGGGCGACAGACCGAGACUCCGGCCCCAGCUCCCUGGCACUGCCAAAUGGGGAGCGGGCGCGAGCCAUCGCUGAGUAUUUGAGCAGCAGCAAGAAGAGGAAGGUGGAGGAGAAGGACUUCGUUACAGACUAUGGCAGCGACGCAGACAAAAGUGAGGACAACCUGGUGGUGGAUGAGGACCCCUCUUCACCGCACAGCGUCCACUCCUACUCGUCCCGGGAAAACGGGGUGGAGAAGGUCCCACUGGGGAGGAAGGAGACCAUGCCACUCAGCCCAACCUCCAUGGCCUCCUCCAGCAGCUCCCCAUCUCGGAGCAAGGAUGCACCCACAGUGGAGAAGGCAGGGACGCCCAGCCUGAAGUCCAGCACCCCCACUUCCCAGGGCGACACCACAGCCCCAGGCUCCGGCGGGGCCCAGCAGUUUCGCCCUGCUGCUGCCAAGGCCCCCAUAGACCCCCUGGCCCUGGGCCUGAGGAAUCCACUGGGAGUGCAGAGUCCCUACUCAGCUGCCUUUGGCUUGGCCCACCCUGCAGUCAAUGGGGACGUGGCCGGGACUGGCGCCUAUGCCAGCCUCCACCUCAUGUCCCCGCAGCUCAACGGGGCUGCAGCCGCCAUGGGAGCCAGCAGCUACGGACGCUCCCCCCUGGUGGGCUACGACCCACACCCCCACAUGCGCAUCCCCGGGCUGGUGGCCGGCAUACAAGUGGGGACCUCGGGGAAGCCUGCCUACUCCUUCCACGUCAGUGCCGACGGGCAGAUGCAGCCGGUGCCUUUUCCACCUGACGCACUCAUCGGCUCUGGCAUCCCCCGCCACGCACGGCAGCUCCACACCCUGACCCACGGCGAGGUGGUCUGCGCCGUCACCAUCAGCAACUCCACACGACACGUCUACACGGGGGGCAAGGGCUGCGUGAAGGUGUGGGACGUGGGGCAGCCGGGCACCAAGACAGCCGUGGCUCAGCUGGACUGCCUGAACCGUGACAACUACAUCCGCUCCUGCAAACUGCUCCCGGACGGCCGGAGCCUGAUUGUGGGGGGGGAGGCCAGCACCCUCUCCAUCUGGGACCUGGCGGCCCCCACACCCCGCAUCAAGGCUGAGCUCACCUCCUCUGCCCCCGCCUGCUACGCCCUGGCCAUCAGCCCUGAUGCCAAAGUCUGCUUCUCUUGCUGCAGCGAUGGCAACAUUGUGGUGUGGGACCUGCAGAACCAGACCCUGGUCAGUUUCAAGGCCACACGGAUGGUGCCAGCUGCAUCGACAUCUCCAAUGAUGGCACCAAGCUGUGGACAGGGGGGCUGGACAACACUGUGCGCUGCUGGGACCUGCGGGAGGGGCGGCAGCUGCAGCAGCACGACUUCAGCUCCCAGAUCUUCUCCCUGGGCUACUGCCCAACAGGAGAGUGGCUGGCAGUGGGGAUGGAGAGCAGCAACGUGGAGAUCCUGCAUGUCACCAAACCUGACAAGUACCAGUUGCACCUCCACGAGAGCUGUGUUCUCUCCCUCAAAUUCGCCUCCUGCGGUAGGCACGCCUCUCCUGGCCUUCCUUCUCUGGAGCCUCAUGGAUGCCACCUCUACUUCUGGCCUUGUGUCACAGGGCUUGUUGCACUGGGGGCAGUGGUUCCAGUACUCAGCCUUGUCCCCAGUGGAUGACAGUCAUAUCCGUCAGAGAAUGGGCAUCUGUCCUUCCUGGAGCAGCGCUGGCAGCUGCACGCUCAGCUCUGUUAUCUCAGGACUCCCCUGUGUGUUCCUGAAAACAGCCCCUUGGCUCUUGGGUAGCAGAGACUUGGCUGCCAUGUCCACACCCUGUGUUCCACAGCCUGGGCAGGAUGUGCUGCUGGAAUCCAGUUGCUGGGCCUGGUUUGGUGACACAAGGCUCCUUUGUCCCUCCACAGGGAAGUGGUUCGUGAGCACGGGGAAGGACAACCUGCUGAACGCCUGGCGGACGCCCUACGGAGCCAGCAUCUUCCAGUCGAAGGAAACCUCCUCUGUCCUCAGCUGCGACGUCUCCACGGAUGACCAGUUCAUUGUGACUGGCUCAGGGGACAAGAAAGCUACGGUUUAUGAGAUCAUUUACUGAGCACAAGAGGUGCCAACUGCGGGACAGGUGGACGUCCGUGUGGAUGGAUAGGUGGACUCCACCUGCCCUACUGCUGACUUCCCAAAGAACAUGCAGCCUGUGGCCACAGCAUCGCAGCUGGAGGAGAGCAGAGAGGGGUGAAGGUGGCCCUGGGACCGUGGCCAGGCGUCGUGGGCUGCUCGGGGUGGAUUUCCUGGGGACUUUCUCCUUGCUUUGUUCUUUGUCAGCUCCUUUCUAAAUCUAGACUAUGGGACUUGGAGGAGGGGGGGCCAUCUGGCAUUGUUAGGGCUUUUGUUGGGUUGGUUUUUUAAUUUUGUUUGGUUUUAACAGUUUGUUGGGGGGGGUAUUUUGUUGGGGGUCUGGGUCUGCUGAGGCGGAUGGGCUCUGGCCUCAUUUCCCUCUGUGCCUGCCAGGGUAUAUUUAAUAAUAAAAACAAACCAAAAAAAGGCAGCUGUGCCUUGUCCUGGGCAGUGCUGCACGGUGGUGGGAUGGAGCUAGGUGAGGAUGGGUGAGACCAGGGCAGCAGCCUCAUCCCCUUUGGCAACCACAAUUUGCUGCUCCUUUCCUGUGCCAGGGCAGGUCUGUGGCAGCUCUGCUAUUGGCAGGGCCCAGCCCUGAUCCUGAGUGGGGUGGGGAGACCCAAGUGCAGCUGGCAGUGCAGGCACAGACCUGAGCGUGGCGGUGGCUCCGGCUGUUGGAGCAGCCUCCGUGGGGUGUGGGGGAGAUGCCAGUGGUGGAGGAAGUGGUUUC
Chiroxiphia lanceolata (lance-tailed manakin) is the source of this 3685-nucleotide messenger RNA. RefSeq names its product transducin-like enhancer protein 1. Gene Ontology annotation, cellular component: transcription regulator complex; nucleus. Gene Ontology annotation, molecular function: transcription corepressor activity; protein binding. The coding region runs from base 83 to 2935 and encodes 950 amino acids. Lineage: Eukaryota; Metazoa; Chordata; Aves; Passeriformes; Pipridae. The transcript has 19 exons. Gene Ontology annotation, biological process: regulation of DNA-templated transcription; negative regulation of canonical Wnt signaling pathway. The record is from RefSeq and is a predicted model, not a curated record.